Molecule: messenger RNA, 900 nt
Organism: Seriola dumerili (greater amberjack)
Lineage: Eukaryota; Metazoa; Chordata; Actinopteri; Carangiformes; Carangidae
Product: leucine rich adaptor protein 1-like
Exons: 3
Coding region: 1-900 (299 amino acids)
Biological process (GO): positive regulation of cytokine production; positive regulation of canonical NF-kappaB signal transduction
Source: RefSeq, a predicted model, not a curated record
AUGGCGGAGGAAAGACUCGACGAUUCGUUUCCAGAGCUGAAAGAGGUGGAAAGUAAGAUCGGGAGGAAAACACCGGAGAGUCUUCUGAUGUGGAUGAGGGAUGCUGCGGACUGCGGAGACGGCUGGAGGUCUGAUGUGGUCGACAACGGAGACCACAGCUCCGAACUCAGCGGUGGCUUUUCUGACAAGAUCAGCAGCUUAAAACAAGAGAUGAGGUGGCUACGUUCUGCAGAUGUAAGGAUUCUGCGUCAGCUGGUGGCCGUGCACGAGGGUAUCGAGGCCAUGCGUUGGCUGAUGGAGGAGCGGGGAGCCUUAGUCAGUCGAGGCAGCAGCUUGACAGGCAGCCUAAGCAGCCUGGUCACUGUGGAGGAGGGGCCCUCAGGGACCCCCUGCAGGGAAAGCCCCAGUCCAACCUGCCCCCACACUGAUGAUGGUGAUUCAGACCACAAGAGCUACUUUGACGUGCUGAGCCCCGAGUCUACUGAAGCGAGACCUCACAGUCCUUCCAACUUCAACUCUGAAGUCAGUGGUUCCACACAUGGCAGGCAUAGUCUGGCAUCGUCUAAUCCUGCCAAUGGCUCGGUUGGUGCCAGUUUACAAAAGUCACAACCGCAGGACUUGGACACGGGUCCAUUUGAAGAUAUGAAAGCUGGCACCAUCAGAAGAGCUCUGCUCAGAUCUAACAGGCCAAGAAAUAAAGUGGAUACUGGUAGUUUUACCCUCGCCCAAGAGUCCGGGGAGACACAGACAGAAGACAGUCUGCCUCAGGAGAGUUUCAAAGCCUCUCAGAACAAGAUGAUGGAAGAGGAAAGCAGUCCACCUGAUGGCGAGAAGUUGUUGUUGGGGUACGAUGCUCAGUGGUGCUGGGUGGAGUCACAGGAUGAUGUGACGUUUUUAUGA